AUGAGCGGCGAGGUGUGCGUCCAGACCCUGCACAGGCUCCGACAGGUCGGUUCUUUUCGGGCGCUCGUAGAGCAGAAAUAUCAAGCAGGUUGGUAUUCAUUUCGAAGAAAUCGGCAAUUGAGCGAUUAAGGGCCGGGGAAGCGAAUCGUUGUUGACUUCUCCUCGCCGAACAUCGCCAAACAGUUCCACGUCGGAAACUUACGAUCAACGCUGAUCGGAAGAUAUGUGGAUAAGGUUUAAAGACAAACUCAGUUCGCUUUUGUUAGAAUUUAUCUGAUUUUCAGGUGAACAGAGUGAUAGGAAACGAGGUGACAUCAGUGAAUUAUCUGGGAGACUGGGGCACUCAGUUCGCAAUGAUCGCCGCUUUUUGGCCGCAAAUGCGUCCGUCCGAUCAGUACUGGAAUUCGCUCCCCGACGUGGAAAAGAUCAAGCAGUUGACGGAUUGCUACGUGGUGGCCAACAAAAACAUGAAGAUCGACGAGGAGUUCCGCGCCAAAGUUUACGAAACGUUUGUAAGCAUGGAAAAGGCGGUGUCGGAAGGGAAAGAGGACGAUGAGAACAUGCGGCUGUGGCGGCAGAUCGGCCAGAUAUCCAGAGAACACCUCUUGCAGUUCUAUAAGCUUUUCAAUAUUCAAUUCGAUCAUUGGCUCUGCGAAUCGAAUCAAGUACGGAAGGCACACGAAUACGCGCAAGAGCUGAUCGACAGCGGACUCACGGAAGACUUGGACGGACGCACCAUCAUUCGGUUGAAAGAAAGAGAGAACGAGAUGAAGAAGACGGACGGAGUAAACUAUGCAAUUCUGAGAAAGAGCGACAAGUCGAGCCUCUAUCUGACGAGAGAAAUUGCUGCGAUUCUGGAGAGAGAUGCCACUUUCCAGGCGGAUCGGUACUUGUACGUGGUGGACAGGGCUCAGAGACAGCACUUCAAAGCACUCAAAGUGAUCCUCGAGAAAAUGGGAAAAGCGGAUUUGUCGGAGAAAAUCGAACAUGUUCAGUACGGAAGAGUGAGAGGAUUGUCGACGAGAAAUGGAAGAACGGAAGCAGUCGGAGAGAUAAUUGAGAAGGGAAGAGAGCUCGCCUUGCAGUUCAUGAAGACGUCGAAGACAUUCUGCAUGGAUCCGGAGGUUGAGAAAGAGGUGGCGAUCGGCUAAUGUCAAUGCAAUUUUAAUCUUAGCUGCUUUUUUCAGAUUUCAAAUGUGCUUUCUCUAUCUACUGUGGUGUUCAAUGAGUUGAAAAGAGCACGCAAUUCGGAGUACGAGUUCUCAUUCCAGAAUGCGUUUUCUUUGACUCAAAACAAUGCUCUUGCUCUUCAGGUUUUGUUACUUCUCGGUCGUACCUUAUCUGUCUAUUAUCGUGUUUACAGAUGAAGCACAGUCGAUUGUCGUCUCUUGAAGAGAAGCAUAAACAUCUUCUUCCUCUCGUCGAAAAGUGUGACAAGUUCCCUGAUUUUGACACGAACGACGACGUGAAACGAUUGAUCAGACUUUUGAAUGAUCUCGAAGAGGCCGUGGAACUGAGUGCAGAGAAGUUAGAAGCCUGCCAGCUUACCGUUCAACUGAUUCACGUGGCAGCAGCUGUCGGAAGUGUUCAGAAGCAGUUGCGCGUGAAAGAUCAGCCAGAAGAGGUCGCUUUCUCAGCCUUGACUUUGCUUCUAACGAGCAGUCUAUUUCCAGGUGGCCGUCCCACGUCUUCUUCUUUUCACAGCCGUCCGGAAUGUUCUCUCCGAAGGCCUCCAUCUUCUCGGAAUCACUCCAGCCCGAUCGAUGUGA
Caenorhabditis sp. 36 PRJEB53466 is the source of this 1769-nucleotide messenger RNA. The record is from the annotation of a GenBank genome assembly. Lineage: Eukaryota; Metazoa; Nematoda; Chromadorea; Rhabditida; Rhabditidae.